This is a messenger RNA of Podarcis lilfordi (Lilford's wall lizard), 414 nucleotides long. The record is from the annotation of a GenBank genome assembly. NCBI's taxonomy places the organism in Eukaryota, Metazoa, Chordata, Lepidosauria, Squamata, Lacertidae.
AUGUCUGAGGCAGAAGUGUGCCUGUGUUGUGUUGCUUUAGGCUGCAAGUGGCGGCUCAGCCAAUUAAAUGAUUCUCCAGCCCAAGGAAGGGAACCUACCACCGCUAGCUACAUGCCCUCAGCAGAUUGUGUCAUGGCUUGCAUGCCCCUAAUGGGCAGAGUUGGAGCAAAAAAGGACCACCCAGAGCCAAAAACAGGGGGGGGGAGCCCCUUACGCUUUCCCUUGCUUCAGGAGAUAAGAAUGUCAGGAGUCGGAGCACACUUACGGGAUGAACCAGAGACUAAGGUCCAAGGUCCACAGUCUAAGGUCAAGAGCACUGCCAGGUCUUGUACCCUCAUGUGCCUGUGGUCCUUCAGGCUUGGAAGUGGCUCAGCUAUCAGUCUAUCAGAUAUGGUGGCAGCUGGAAUGCUGUAA